AAGUGACGUCAACGGAAGUGCGGGUCCGAGCGAGACCCUCAGUUAAUCAGAAACCGUACGCCGUUCUUGUCGAUUGUGAGGCGAAGAGAAGUCGAAGAUGUCGGAAAGGAAAGUUUUAAACAAAUACUACCCCCCCGACUUCGACCCCUCGAAGAUCCCCAAGCUCAAGCUCCCUAAGGACCGGCAGUACGUGGUGCGGCUGAUGGCACCCUUCAACAUGAGGUGUAAGACGUGCGGAGAGUACAUCUACAAGGGCAAGAAGUUCAACGCACGCAAGGAGACAGUGCAGAACGAGGUGUACCUGGGACUCCCCAUCUUCCGCUUCUACAUCAAGUGUACUCGCUGCCUGGCUGAGAUCACCUUCAAGACAGACCCUGAGAACACAGACUACACCAUGGAGCAUGGGGCCACGAGGAACUUCCAGGCUGAGAAGCUUCUGGAAGAAGAGGAGAAGCGAGUGCAGAAGGAGCGAGAGGACGAGGAGCUGAACAACCCCAUGAAGGUCCUGGAGAACCGCACGAAGGACUCAAAACUGGAGAUGGAGGUCCUAGAAAACCUGCAGGAGUUGAAGGACUUGAACCAGCGGCAGGCGCACGUGGACUUUGAGGCCAUGCUGCACCAGCACCGGCUGUCCACGGAGGAGUGCAGGCAGCAGCAGGAGGAGGAGGACGAGCGAGAGACCGCGGCCUUGCUGGAGAAGGCUCGCCAGCACAGGCUUCUGGAAGAUUCUGACUCAGAAGAUGAGGCUGCCCCCAUCCCACCACGGCCGGCCAUCAGGCCCAGCCCCACAACCAUCCUGGAUGAGACCUUGCAGGGCAAGAGGAAAAUGGGCAGUGUUGGCAGCAGGAGUCGGUUGGCUGGCCUGAUACUGGUCAAGAAGACAAGGACAGAAGCCAAGGGCUCAGAGGGGGGCCAGGUGCCCAACCCAGGGGCCCCCAGCAGCGGGACAGCAGCCAGCCCUGCACCCCAGAUUCCUGGCACCUCCCUGAGCCAGCUGGGUGCUUAUGGAGACAGCGGGGACAGCGACAGCAGCAACUGAGCCCCAGGGAUCCCAGCUUCACACAGACCUCUGUCACCCUCUGAGAAACCAGAGGAGGUGACUGUGACACCCCACGCUGACCACAUCCACCACCAAGACAGCACAGUGUGGGCCUGGGGCUCCUCUAGUCUUUGAAACAGGGUCUGGGCAGGCCAUUCCCCCUGUCUAAAAUGGGGCUCCUCAAGAGGCACUUGCCACCUCUGGGUUCCAGCCCAGCACCAAAAAAUAAUGCAACAAAACCAGGCAGAAUGUGGUGCCUGGGGUCUGCCCCCCUCCCCCAGGCAUGCACAGAACUGGCCUGGGCACUAGCCACUCGGCAUGGCAUUUUUUUAUGCACAAUCCAGCUUUUUCAAGUCUAUUUUCUAAUACUGUAACACAGUGACAGAGGCUGGGCCUGUUGAAUGAAACCGGGUGAACCAAG
This is a messenger RNA of Nannospalax galili (Upper Galilee mountains blind mole rat), 1460 nucleotides long. It is a transcript of the gene Yju2, whose product is annotated as YJU2 splicing factor homolog. The coding region runs from base 98 to 1039 and encodes 313 amino acids. Gene Ontology annotation, cellular component: U2-type catalytic step 1 spliceosome. Gene Ontology annotation, biological process: mRNA splicing, via spliceosome. The transcript has 8 exons. NCBI's taxonomy places the organism in Eukaryota, Metazoa, Chordata, Mammalia, Rodentia, Spalacidae. The record is from RefSeq and is a predicted model, not a curated record.